GUCACCGACGAUCGCCCGCCAUACGAUCGUACUUUUUUUCUUAAAGGAGAAGCUACAGUGUUUUUUUUUAAUUAAAAAAUCUCUUCAAGCAAGGAACUUCGAAAAACGAAGGCAAUGUGAAAACCGGAAAACAGGUUUCCCAAAGGUACCGGCUUCGGUUUCGUUGUAAUUCUUGAAAACUGACGUUUGGGAAUUCUAAACCGGCCCAGUCUGCAAGGGGAGGGCGGGCAACAACAGAGCUAACGGGUUUCUAGAAACAAUGUUGGUGUUUGGUAAGCAACGUGGACUCGCAACUGGAGCCAAGGCACGCGGGAAGAGGGACGCUUAACUUGGCGCGAAGCACAAAACAGUUAAACGGCUCAGUUGUAGGAAGCGCGCGUCACUGCCGUGAUUCCGUCUAGGGGCGCGCGUUCCCGACGUGAUUCCAUCUAGGCGCGCGCGUCCGCCAGUUGAUUGGCCCGCAGCAAGCUAGCCCGGUUUAUUGCUCUGAUUGGCCGGCUGGGGAGCAGGGUGGGCGGAGUAGGCCCUUCAUCUCUUUUCUUGAUUGGCUGAUGUAGGAGGAUCUUGCGUUCAGCUUGAACUCUGAACUUGUUCUUCAUUGGACUGGCUCCGACGGAGCGGGAGGAGUCUGCCGAACAGAGGCGGGGUGAGCGGUAAGCUCUGCUGUCAGGAGCAGGAGGGGGAGCCGUUGUCGGGGCCCCCUCCGCUAGCCGCUGCUGCUCCGAUGCCGGGAGCGGCAGAGCAGCCGGAGCCGCAGCAAGAGGAACCGCAGCAGCCGGACGAGGAAGAGGAGCGCAGUCCGCCUCUGAGCGGCCGCCGGCGUCCUCCACCCCCUGCCACUCUCGCCGCCGACCAGGAGGAGGAGUCUGGCGGCAGUCGGGUGCUCCGCGGGGGCAGGGAGCGAGGCCGGGCCGCGGCCGCCGCUGCAGCCGCCGCCGCCGCCGCCGCAUCACGACGGAGGAAGGCCGAGUACCCCCGCCGUCGCCGCACCAGCCCCGGCGCCCGGCAGAACCAAGAUUCUGAGGAACUGCCGCCCGGCGCUGAAGUCAAACCGCCGCCAACCGCCCCGCCUCUCAGCGCUGCCUGCAGGAAGGCGACCACCCGCGGCGCGUACCUGGAAAAAGUUUCUGUGAAAGAUCCCAAAAAAGAAGCAGAAGAGGAAGAAGUCACAACUAUUAUUGCUCCUGGGAUUCCAGUCAGUACAGCCAGGCCCACCCGAGGUUGGCGUAGCAACAGGGCAGAUCCUGCAGUUCGCCAGUGUGAAGCAGAGAAUUCACGUAGUUCUAGAUCCAGAAUUGGAUCCCUGCAGCUCAUCUGCAAGUCAGAACCCAACACAGAUCAGCUAGAAUUUGAAGUCACAGAAGUGCACCCUUCUCCAUCUGGAAUCAGCGAUGAAGAAGAAAUGCUUAUCAGUGAAGAAGAAGUUCCCUUCAGAGAUGAUCCAAGAGAUGAAACCUAUAAACCCCAUUUAGACAGGGAAAUUCCAAAACAAAGAAAAAAAUCAGGGAAGGGAAAAGAAGAAAAAGAAAAACAGAAAGAAAUUAAAGUAGAGGUUGAAGUCAAAGAAGAAAGUGAGUUUCGAGAAGAGGAGGAGCCACCCAGGAAGAGAGGAAGACGGAGAAAAGACGACAAGAGCCCAAGACUUCCCAAAAGGAGGAAGAAGCCUCCAAUACAGUAUGUUCGUUGUGAGAUGGAGGGAUGUGGUACAGUUCUUGCACACCCUCGGUAUCUACAGCAUCACAUCAAGUAUCAGCACUUGCUGAAAAAGAAAUAUGUCUGUCCCCAUCCCUCCUGUGGGCGGCUCUUUCGACUUCAGAAGCAACUUCUGCGGCAUGCCAAACACCACACGGAUCAAAGGGAUUAUAUCUGUGAAUAUUGUGCUCGUGCUUUCAAGAGUUCUCAUAAUCUGGCAGUUCAUCGAAUGAUCCACACAGGCGAGAAGCCAUUACAAUGUGAGAUCUGUGGAUUCACUUGCCGGCAGAAGGCAUCAUUGAACUGGCACAUGAAAAAGCAUGAUGCAGAUACUUUUUACCAGUUCUCAUGCAAUAUCUGUGGAAAGAAGUUUGAAAAAAAGGACAGCGUUGUCGCACAUAAGGCAAAGAGCCACCCAGAGGUGCUUAUUGCUGAAGCUCUGGCAGCCAAUGCAGGCGCCCUAAUCACCAGCACUGACAUCCUGGGCACCAAUGCAGAGUCAGUUGCCCCGGCCUCAGAUGGCCAGGCCCUUCCCCUUCUUCCAGAUCCCCUUGGAAACACCACUUCUGGAGAGUGUCUGCUGCUGAAUCCUGAUGGGAUGCCUAAGGCAUACUGCAGUGGGGGUGAGCGUGUCAGUCUGAUGGCAGAUGGAAAAAUCUUUGUGGGCAGUGGUAGCAGUGAGAGUACAGAAGGGCUGGUUGUGAACACAGAGAUCCUUGGAGCCACCACUGAAGUUCUAAUUGAAGAUUCUGAUUCUACAGGACCUUAGUGGGAAAAGAGCACAUGGGUGUUGGGACAACUCGAACUUGUAUUUAAAAGAAUAAAAGGAAAAACCUUAUUCAACAUAGAGAAGCUAAACAAAUUAAAAUACUAGUCAAAUAACUAAAGGGCCUGCUCCCCCUCUCACCUACCCUCUUCCUGAGUGGAUCACUGCACAUUCUUUCAGAGUCCCUUGGAGAGGAAUGUUGCCUUUACACAGACAGUCUGACAAAGGAAUUCUUGCAAUGCAGUGAAGGGAAGCAGCCAGAGCCUAUCCCUCUUCCUGCCCUCUCAAAGUAAGCAAACUUCCUGCUUCUUGACCACGUUGCAAGUUUGAAGGUUUUGAACUGUGGACAAGUAUCUAAAUCUUGGAAUCCUUUUAUGCUUCUCCAACCACUCAUCCUAUUCUAUGCAUUAUUAUACUCUGGCCCUUGCAGGCUCUUACUUUUCCUUCUAGGGUGUGGAAAUAUAGCUUGGCACUUUAGGACCCAUUGGUAGGAUAAGCUGUAAAACAGCAUUUUUCUCUUUCUCUCACCCUUCCCUUCUGCUUCUGUAAAGAAAGAGGGGGGUACCGGCACUCUGAUGGUGCCUGUUUGCUUAAUGAGGGGUGCCAUCCUUUUUGUACAAUUGCUCUGGCUCCAACAAUCUGUGUAAGAGAGGCAGUGAGAUGCUAGGCUGGUAAAAGUAAAUUUGCACUUUGAACGUGUCUUUUUUUAAAAGUUGGGAUAACCAGAUUCCUUAUUUAUUGUUCGUUUGUUUUUUAAGGGCUGUUUUUGUUGCUGUUUGGGGCAGCUUUUUUCCUUCUGAAACUCAAAUCCCAUUUAAGUGAUAUACCGCAGGAGCAGCAAACCAUGUUUAGGAACUGUUGCUUCUUCCUAAGGGGAAAAAGUGCUUGUGUCACAGAGUAGGUCUCAUUGCCCAUUCCGGUAAACAGUAAGGGGCCUGUUCGCUUCAGCAUUGUUUGUUCGGAGAGAGAAGGAUCUGGUCGAGGAGGAGCGAUGGCUGCCUUCAUAGCACUGCAGUCAUCCAUUUUCUUAGCCUUGUGAGGCAUUGUUUUCUUUGACUUUCCCUGUAGCUUGGAUGGUCAGAUGUCCGGAAGGACAGCGAGUCUUGUCUUGAGGUUGUACUAAGUGCUGAACAGCUUUAUGGCUUUCUAACACACUCUGCCUCUUAGGCAUUCUGGUCCAGUCUUUUCAAAUCUAUUUUGUGGCAAAACUGACAUCAGGUGGUGCAAUCUUCAUUUUUCCUUAGCCUUACCUUCUUCUCACUUAGAUGCACAUCUUUUUGUUUGUGUGAAAUUUAGUGGUGUAUCACCAGAGAAUGAAAUUAGUUUAGUACUGUGUAGGGAAAUUAGAAUGGCAACUGUGACGUUUCAAUAUUUCUUAAGAUAUCAUUUGUGGGAGCUCUUGACUGUUAUCGAAGAGCUUGUGGCCGCACAAUAUUUUUGCAGUUCUAGAAGUUUUUGAAUAACGUAGUGUGUUUACAAUUCCAAGGACUGAGCUGAGGAUUUGUCUUGAACAUGCUUAUAAUCAGUUGUGUUGCCAAUUCGUGUUAGAGCAGUGUUUUGAUACUUAAGGGACAAAAAGGCUUUUUUAAAUCUAGCACUCUACCUCACAUAGUUCGAAAUCCUGUUGUAGCACUCGCUGGCAUUAUCUACACUCAUAGCUAGCCACACCUUUUUGUAGGCCUUGUUAUCUGGAGAGGAGCCUCAAUGCUGUUUCCAAUAGCUAGUUGGAAGAUAAGCAUCUGCAGGGUAUUAUGUAAAAUGAGGCAGCCAGGGUCAGUCCUUAACACGUGCUGCAGCACAGCAGGGGUUUCAGCUUGCCCUGUUCUUCUGCAGCAUGGCCAGAGGCUUUAACAACCUCUUCUGUGGUGUACUGCAUGCAGCCUAGCAGCUGCUUGUUGCACAUGUUGACAUGCGUUCUCUCAUAAGGUUGACACUGGAAAGGUGUCAGGUUGAAAGCUUGUCCUGUGCGCUGUUGAGGAGACUGCCCACUGUGGAAUACAGUACUGUAUAACCAAGAGAAAUCAUCAUGUAAAUUGUUUUCAGCUUGCAGAGGCUUGUAACUUUACUAUGGGAGAUGCUGUGGAUAGUAGGUGAUCCAUCUGAAGUAUUUGCUGACCAUGCUUGAGUUACCCAUCGGUCCCUUAGCUGCCCUUUCUAGACGCGGUGUAUGUAUGAAAGUAACUGUCUUGUAUUUAAGAACAGCCCCUUGCACUCUAGUGUAGAUAAGACCAUUACAACAUCCACUCUGGAUUUAUGAACUGAACCAGUUGGUUCCUGAUACAGAACUUUCCUACAGUUUCCACUGUAUGUGUCUCCCACCAUACGCAUGCAGUUUUGCUUCAAUUAAUUAUUAUUAUAGUUGCAAUAAGUUAUUUGUAUUUUCUUCUAUUAAGCUUUUUUUCCUCUGGGAAGGAAGCAUGGUGCUGGGAGCUGAAGCUAUAUAAUCCCCUUCCUUCAAUAUGGCAUAGUUUCCAAUAACUAAUCUGACACUCACUCACUGCAGAGGCAGUUCCAUAGUCUUGUCUUAUCUGUACACUCUUUGAAUGGCAAGCAUUUGAUCCCCUUGCUGUUCAUGUAGGGAUGGUGUGCAUUCCCCUUUUGAGGAGCAGAGGCAAGCGUAUUUCUUACUUGGGUGAGUGGGGAUUCUCUCCAGCAUUUCAUCUGAAUGGCAAUAGAAUAGAAUUGGUGAGAACAGGAAUCUCAGGAGUUUUGCAAAGGCUAGCAUACGUAGUGUAUGGAAAAUGUUCCAUCUGAUUUAGAUGUUUCAGUGCUCCAGUUUCUGAAGAAUGGCACAACACUGAAGACUUUGUGCGAAGGAAAAAAGGAGAGAGUUUUUAAAUCCUUGGUAGCGCUUUCCAAGGAGAUGGUGAAGGGCGAGGGACAAACUGCACUUGCAUUGUGAAUCCUACCAGAGGAUAGGGGCCAGGAUUUGCGAUUGAUAGCAGAACUACCUGAAGUAGUAGCCACUGGGUGGCAACAGAGCUGUGUUGCAUUGUGGCACACCCCUAUUUUUUAGUGUAAAGCAAAGGGAUGGUGGAAUUGACAAGUCUUUGCUUAAAAGCCUUGUUACAUACAGUUUUCCACACAGUGAUGGUGGAUACCUGGGGAGGGGAGCUGGGGAAAGGGGCAGUGUUAAAUCCAUGUUGAUAAAGGGUUGUAUAUAUAGAAAUAAAUAAAAUAAUAAAAAGGGAUACUCUGUUUUUCAUCUGUUGUCUGUCUUAAACUAGUUAAGAUACGUAAAAUAUUCCAUAGAGGUAAAAUGUUGUGUCAU
Messenger RNA from Sphaerodactylus townsendi, 5729 nucleotides. RefSeq names its product ZFP91 zinc finger protein, atypical E3 ubiquitin ligase (gene ZFP91). Bases 725 to 2461 code for a protein of 578 amino acids. The transcript is spliced from 11 exons. The record is from RefSeq and is a predicted model, not a curated record. Gene Ontology annotation, biological process: regulation of transcription by RNA polymerase II. Gene Ontology annotation, molecular function: transcription coregulator activity. NCBI's taxonomy places the organism in Eukaryota, Metazoa, Chordata, Lepidosauria, Squamata, Sphaerodactylidae. Gene Ontology annotation, cellular component: nucleus.